CCACAGGGGGCGGACUCUGCGGCGGCCUGGAAAACUGGCGGGGGCGCGAGGCGCCGCUCUCUCUCGGGUCAGGCUCUCGGCUCCCGGCUCCCGGCUCUGGCUCCCGGCGCCCGGCGCUGAGCCGCUCCUCGCACGACGCGCCGCCGAGGCGGGCGGGUGUACGGACGCGGGGGCCAGCGUCGUCGGAUCCGCCCGCAGUCCGCAGCCCGGCUGAGCCCGGAGGCCGCCCGGAUGGAGCCGCCGCUCCCGGUCGGAGCCCAGCCCCUUGCCACUGUCGAGGGUAUGGAGAUGAAGGGUCCUCUCCGGGAGCCCUGCGCUCUGACCCUAGCCCAGAGGAACGGGCAAUAUGAGUUAAUAAUCCAGUUGCACGAGAAGGAACAGCAUGUUCAAGAUAUCAUUCCUAUAAAUAGCCACUUUAGAUGUGUUCAAGAAGCGGAAGAAACUCUUUUGAUUGAUAUAGCUUCAAACAGUGGCUGCAAAAUUCGGGUUCAGGGGGACUGGACCAGAGAGCGCCGCUUUGAAAUCCCUGAUGAGGAACACUGUCUGAAGUUCCUCUCAGAGGUCCUUGCUGCUCAGGAAGCUCAGUCACAACUUCUUGUUCCAGAGCAAAAGGACUCAUCCAGCUGGUACCAGAAAUUAGACACUAAGGACAAACCUUCUGGUUUUUCAGGGAUUCUUGGAUUUGAGGAUAAUUUUUCAUCUAUGAAUUUGGACAAGAAAAUAAAUUCACAAAAUCAGCCUAUGGGGAUUCAUCGGGAACCCCCCCCCCCGCCCCCUUCAGUGAAUAGAAUGCUUCCACGUGACAAAGAAGCUUCUAACAAGGAGCAGCCCAAAGUGACCAACACCAUGCGGAAGCUCUUCGUACCCAAUACCCAGUCUGGACAGCGGGAGGGUCUCAUCAAACAUCUCCUGGCAAAGCGAGAGAAAGACUAUGUCAACAUUCAGACUUUCAGAUUUUUUAUUGGAACUUGGAACGUGAAUGGCCAGUCUCCAGAUAGUGGGUUAGAACCUUGGCUGAACUGUGAUCCGAGCCCUCCUGAUAUCUACUGCAUUGGAUUCCAAGAACUGGACUUGAGCACAGAAGCCUUUUUCUACUUUGAAUCUGUGAAGGAACAAGAGUGGUCCAUGGCUGUGGAGAGGGCUUUGCAUUUCAAAGCCAAGUAUAAGAAAGUUCAACUAGUCCGCCUUGUUGGGAUGAUGCUCCUGAUAUUUGCCAGAAAGGAUCAGUGGCGAUAUAUCCGCGAUAUUGCUACAGAAACAGUUGGAACUGGAAUCAUGGGGAAAAUGGGAAACAAAGGUGGGGUAGCUGUGAGAUUUGUAUUUCACAACACUACCUUUUGCAUUGUCAAUUCCCACCUGGCUGCCCAUGUGGAGGACUUUGAGAGAAGGAAUCAAGAUUAUAAGGACAUCUGUGCAAGAAUGAGUUUUGUGGUCCCAAAUCAGACUCUCCCGCAGCUGAACAUCAUGAAACAUGAUGUUGUCAUCUGGUUGGGAGAUUUGAACUAUAGACUUUGCAUGCCUGAUGCCAAUGAAGUGAAGAGUCUUAUUAACAAGAAUGACCUUCAGAGACUCUUGAAAUUUGACCAGCUAAAUAUUCAGCGCACACAGAAAAAAGCUUUUGCCGACUUCAUUGAAGGGGAAAUCAAAUUUACCCCCACUUACAAGUAUGACUCUAAAACAGACCGAUGGGAUUCCAGUGGGAAAUGUCGGGUUCCAGCCUGGUGUGACCGAAUUCUUUGGAGAGGAACAAAUGUUAAUCAGCUUCAUUACCGGAGUCACAUGGAACUGAAAACCAGUGACCACAAGCCUGUUAGCGCCCUCUUCAAUAUUGGGGUGAAGGUUGUGGAUGAACGGAGGUAUCGGAAAGUGUUUGAAGAUAUUGUACGCAUCAUGGACAGAAUGGAAAAUGACUUCCUUCCUUCCUUAGAACUCAGUAGGAGAGAGUUUGUGUUUGAGAAUGUGAAGUUUCGGCAACUACAAAAGGAGAAGUUCCAGAUCAGCAACAAUGGACAGGUUCCCUGCCAUUUUUCUUUCAUCCCUAAACUUAAUGACAGCCAGUACUGCAAGCCAUGGCUUCGGGCUGAACCUUUUGAGGGCUACUUGGAGCCAAAUGAGACAGUGGACAUUUCUCUUGAUGUGUAUGUCAGCAAAGACUCUGUGACCAUCCUGAACUCAGGGGAAGAUAAGAUUGAAGAUAUUCUUGUCCUUCACCUGGAUCGAGGCAAAGAUUACUUCUUGACCAUCAGUGGAAAUUACCUCCCAAGUUGUUUCGGGACAUCCUUAGAGGCUUUGUGCCGAAUGAAAAGACCAAUCCGAGAAGUUCCUGUUACCAAACUCAUAGACUUGGAAGAAGACAGCUUCCUAGAAAAGGAGAAAUCCCUUCUUCAGAUGGUUCCCUUGGAUGAAGGUGCCAGUGAGAGACCCCUUAAAGUCCCCAAGGAGAUCUGGCUUCUGGUAGAUCACUUAUUCAAAUACGCCUGUCACCAGGAGGACCUGUUCCAAACCCCUGGAAUGCAGGAGGAGUUACAGCAGAUCAUUGAUUGUCUGGAUACCAGCAUUCCCGAGACAAUCCCUGGCAGUAAUCACUCGGUGGCUGAAGCACUGCUCAUUUUCCUGGAAGCCCUGCCAGAGCCCGUCAUCUGUUAUGAGCUUUAUCAGCGAUGCCUGGACUCUGCUCAGGAUCCUCAGAUCUGCCGACAGGUGAUUUCCCAGCUUCCAAGGUGCCAUAGAAAUGUUUUCCGUUACUUGAUGGCAUUCCUUCGAGAACUCUUAAAAUUCUCUGAAUACAACAACGUCAGCACCAACAUGAUUGCCACUCUCUUCACUAGUCUUCUCCUAAGGCCUCCACCCAACCUCAUGGCCAGACAGACUCAAAGCGACCGCCAGCGUGCUAUCCAGUUCCUUCUGGGUUUUCUGCUUGGAAGCGAUGAAGACUGAUAAGUCUUUUCCUCUUACUACUCUCCGAGAUUCUAGAGACAGAAGAUCUCGGGCACCAAGUAUUUCAGAAUGAUUUGAAAGUCAUGCCACAGGAAGGGUCUAUUGCAGAUUUUCGAGGCUGCUGGCGUGAAAAAGUUCUGUUUCUAGUGCAAAAGGAAAAGAGUCUCCUAAUCCCUCCCCUACCAUAUCCUACACAGCAAAAUACUUUUAGACUUAUAUUGCCAAGCCAAAGUUACCAUAUUUUGGUGUUUUUGUGUUCUCUUUAUAAGGCAAAGAGAUCUGUAUUUAUACUCCUUUACCUGGGGAUGUGUUUGUUGCCCUCCUUCCCAACUGUCAUUAUUGUCCUUAGCAUCCUAGGCCUACAUUCUGAGAUGUUCCCAUUCUAGGCCUACAAGCACUACUUACUGUAGCUCAGACUUGUCUGUAGUCCUUUGUCUAAAGCACUUUUGCCCCACCUCCUCCCUUUGCACUCCACUCCACUAGUACUAUCAUGUCGAAGGCAGUCUGAGUGAGGCUAGUGACUCCUUGGGUGUCCCCAAUAGUGAGUUAACCAUCUACACGUGGUUGUUACAUGCAUUUGUGCAUUUCUACUACGGUGCGUCUGUAUGUCUGUGUAACAUUGGCCUUUUCGUGGAUCUGCACUGGGUGGAACCAUAUUCUCUUGUCUCAGACCAUAUUUAGUAGCAGAACUUUAGGAACUACUAGAGAUGACAUCCCAUCGAUGUGAGAAGAAUCACAAUCAGAGUGGAAGCGCUUUGGGUAUUUUAAGAGUGAGAAUGUUCAUGUUUGACAAGUCCUACUUCCUACCAUCCAUUUCUGUUCUUAUUUAAAUUUCACAUGAGAUCUAAUCCUGGGUGUCUGUGGGACCCAUCCCCCACUUAGAAAUCCGCCUCCGGAGCAACACUUGCACCACAGUAAAAAAGGGAGUCUGCACCUCAAGUGAGCCUCUCUAGAGAUACUGCUCCUCCCCCCAGCAAGGGUAUUGAAGAUAACCUUUAGGACCCCCUUUCUCCAGUCUCCAGAAGUGCCAGGGGGCAGAUGUUGCCCCCUCCCUCAUCAGGGCUGACUCUGGGCUCCACAGCCAGCUCCCCCUGGCUCCCAGGCACCUUAUCCAGUACUGUGUAAAAGAGACUGUCCAGUGGGACCAACCAAGCAACUUUCUCUCCCACCCGAGACAACCCUUGAGCUUUUCAUUUACUCAAGCUCUGUGGGGCAGCCUUUUUUUUUAAAAUUAAUCUAUGUUGGUUGGCAAACCAGCCACAAGCCACUGACUACAGAACUGCCUGAUGCAAUUGACUUCCUCCUGGUUUUCUUUCAUUAAAACCACCCUAAGUUGACUCAUUCUUGCCUGUUAACGUUAAAUCCAAGGAGCCUAACAUACAGGCUCUGUGUCUGGUCUUUGGCAUUGACUCCUGAUGCUUCCAGCACACCAAAGGAAAGAGCCAGGGGAAACACCACCACUGAGGGUUCUCCAAUUCCCCCAUCUCCAAAGUUGAGUUCUUUGGGGGAAGAAAAGGUACGUAGCCUGCAGUAUGCUGGUUAAACCCUUUCCUGAUUGGCAGUUACAGAACUAGGAGUCAAGUUAUUGGUGCCAAAUAGCUGCAGAUCUGAUAGGUUGGGGGCUGGGUGUUGAACUUACUUAACAGAAGACUGCGAGCAGAACACUGUGGUCAUCUCCACUAGGCUAGCAAGUGAUCACAGGAGAGGCAGUUUAUAGAAGCUGGGGCAAGGUUGUAAUACAAAGACGGGGAAAUGCCCGUCCUGGGUGCAUUUUCUAGUCUGUUGCCAACCUGGGAGCUUUGGGUGAUCAAAGAUGUGGUUAGUGGGGGCUGUGUACAGCGUCCUAGCUCUUUCUUCACAAGGCAAAUGCACUAAGUUGGUUUACUGCCUCAGCCUUGCCAGCUCUGGUCCUGGGAUGUACACAGGUUUGAGGGUUUCAGACAAUCUCUAGGUAGGGGAGACAAAGAGAUAGAGCAGACACAGAAAUCUGCUUCCCUACUGUGCCUACUCCAGCAUCCCAACCUCGAAUUCCUAAGUACCUCUAACGUACUGCUUCAUAGCUCCUCUCAAGGAGUUCAGAUCCAACUGGUAUGGAAGGACUCUGCAUCUAUUGUUUUAGGGAAGAAAUGGUUCAAACCCAUGUGGCGACGUUGCAUUAGUCUCCCUCUCACUGUUUUCUGAUUCUUCUUCUGUAAUUGUUUGUUAUAUUUCCCCAAAAUGUCUUAGUCACUAAGCAAAGCUGCUAGUGGGAUUCUGUAUUUCAUGUCAUCUUUUUUAUUAUAAUUUAUUGCAAAUUUUUUUCUGAAUAAAUAUAUGUUGUGUGAAAAAUCAAA
This is a messenger RNA of Equus caballus (horse), 5270 nucleotides long. It is a transcript of the gene OCRL, whose product is annotated as OCRL inositol polyphosphate-5-phosphatase. NCBI's taxonomy places the organism in Eukaryota, Metazoa, Chordata, Mammalia, Perissodactyla, Equidae. The record is from RefSeq and is a predicted model, not a curated record. Gene Ontology annotation, cellular component: cytoplasm; membrane. Gene Ontology annotation, biological process: phosphatidylinositol dephosphorylation; signal transduction. Gene Ontology annotation, molecular function: phosphatidylinositol-4,5-bisphosphate 5-phosphatase activity; inositol phosphate phosphatase activity.